Molecule: messenger RNA, 6550 nt
Organism: Pangasianodon hypophthalmus (striped catfish)
Lineage: Eukaryota; Metazoa; Chordata; Actinopteri; Siluriformes; Pangasiidae
Gene: hcn4l
Product: hyperpolarization activated cyclic nucleotide-gated potassium channel 4l
Exons: 8
Coding region: 479-4000 (1173 amino acids)
Biological process (GO): transmembrane transport; potassium ion transport
Cellular component (GO): membrane
Molecular function (GO): voltage-gated potassium channel activity
Source: RefSeq, a predicted model, not a curated record
GCUUAUUUGCUGUGGCAACGUAACAGAUUUUUGUCCUCGCGUGCGUUCACACAACAAGCAGAAACACUGUUUGGAUUAGCGAUGGCGUUUGAUCGCAUGUACGCUCGCGUUUUUGAGCUUCAAACGUGCCCUUUACGGAACACUUGGGAACACGCGGCGCUUUGUCAUUGAAACGCUCGUCAGAUUGUUUCCUCGUCGCUCCGAUACGUCAGUGCUCCAGCAUCCCGACAUCUCUCUGGGAGCGCGUUGAUUCUGCCCUCACAUCCCCGCUACCUGGGAAUGUUACAUGAGGCUACAGCUGCAGCAGGAUGCACUUGCACUGAUUUGUGUUUAGAUACCUGUGACCAGCCGUCUGCGUCGCACAAAAACGUGUCUGUCGUCGGAAACUUGAGGGCUAUGCACGCGCGUGCCCUUAUCUAACUCUGACCGCGAAUCGUUCUGUCGCUCGUGCCAGCGUCGCUUCGUGCGCUAAACCAAAAUGGACAGGUUGCAUUCUUCCAUGCGCAAGCGUCUCUACAGCUUGCCCCAUCAAAUCGGACAGAAAUCGGACGAGGGCGAUGCGGACGCGCGGAGGAAGAGCGUACGCAUGAAGUCGCUGGCGCCUUCAGUCUCUCCCGAGGCCGCGAGCGGCGAGCCAGACGCGCUCAGUGCGCUCAGAGGCAACGCGAACGGCGACUGCCGGAGGUUUAAAGGGAGCCUGUCGUCUGUCACCAGCCGCCACGGAGCGGACGCCGAAGCGCACGAGCAGAAGCGUCUCAUCGCCGAGGAAGAAGACGACGACGACGGCGGUGGCGGAGAUGGAAGUCCGGAGGAAGAUGGAGCGGCGGAGGAAGGCGCGCGCGGCGGCGCUGGUGGUGGUGGCGCGGAGAGCCAGCGCUCGGCCUCGGAUGAGCACGCGACUUUCAUCAAGUUGGAGGGCGUCGAGCAGAUGGCGCCCGACGACGAGCGCCUCUACCAGGCAGGCUUCGUGCACCGGCAGCUGGGCGCCAUGCUGCAGCCCGGAGUCAACAAGUUCUCUCUCCGCAUGUUCGGUAGCGAGAAGGCGGUGGAGCGCGAGCAGGAGCGGGUCAAGUCGGUCGGGUCGUGGAUCAUCCACCCGUACAGCGACUUCAGGUUCUACUGGGACCUGAUAAUGCUGCUUUUGAUGGUGGGAAAUCUGAUCAUCAUCCCAGUGGGCAUCACAUUCUUCAAAGAUGAACAUACGCCAGCCUGGAUUGUUUUCAACGUGGUCUCUGAUACCUUCUUUUUAGUGGACCUAGUCCUGAACUUCCGGACUGGCAUUGUGAAGGAGGAUAGCACAGAGAUCAUCCUGGACCCCCAGCAGAUAAAGGUGAGGUACCUACGCAGCUGGUUUGCCGUGGACUUCAUCUCCUCCAUCCCUGUGGAUUACAUCUUCCUCAUCGUUGAGACACGGAUUGACUCAGACUUCUACAAGACAGCCAGAGCUUUGAGGAUCGUUCGCUUUACUAAGAUUCUGAGUUUGCUCAGGUUGCUGCGACUGUCCCGGCUCAUCAGAUACAUUCAUCAGUGGGAGGAGAUUUUCCACAUGACCUAUGACCUGGCUAGUGCUAUGGUGCGUAUAGUGAACCUGAUUGGUAUGAUGCUGUUGCUGUGCCACUGGGACGGCUGUCUGCAGUUCCUUGUGCCCAUGCUUCAGGACUUUCCUGCCGACUGCUGGGUCUCCAAAAACAAAAUGGUGAAUGAUACUUGGGGUCAGCAGUACUCCUACGCCCUGUUUAAGGCUAUGAGCCACAUGCUGUGUAUUGGGUACGGCAUGUAUCCACCCGUGGGCAUGACAGACGUGUGGCUGACCAUCCUCAGCAUGAUCGUGGGUGCCACCUGCUAUGCCAUGUUUGUGGGUCAUGCCACUGCCCUUAUUCAAUCACUAGACUCGUCUCGAAGGCAAUACCAGGAGAAGUAUAAGCAAGUAGAGCAGUAUAUGUCCUUCCACAAGCUCCCUGCUGACAUGCGCCAAAGGAUCCAUGACUACUAUGAGCACCGUUAUCAGGGCAAGAUGUUUGAUGAAGAGAGCAUUCUUGGAGAGCUGAAUGAGCCACUCCGAGAGGAGAUCAUCAGUUUCAACUGUCGAAAGCUGGUGGCCACCAUGCCCUUGUUUGCUAAUGCAGAUCCCAAUUUUGUAACCUCCAUGCUUACCAAGUUACGCUUUGAAGUCUUCCAGCCAGGAGACUACAUCAUUCGGGAAGGCACCAUAGGAAAGAAAAUGUAUUUCAUCCAACAUGGUGUGCUGACAGUUCUGACCAAGGGCAGUAAAGAGACAAAGAUUUCAGAUGGGUCUUACUUUGGAGAGAUCUGUUUACUGACUCGGGGCAGAAGAACAGCCAGUGUGAGAGCAGAGACAUAUUGCCGUCUGUACUCUCUAUCUGUGGACAACUUUAACGAAGUGUUGGAAGAGUACCCAAUGAUGCGUCGGGCUUUUGAGACAGUAGCCCUUGAUCGUCUAGACCGCAUUGGAAAGAGAAACUCUGUUCUCCAGCACAAAGUGCAGCGAGAUCUCAACUCAGGUGUGCUGAACUUUCAGGAGAAUGAAAUCAUCCAGCAGAUUGUACAGCAUGAUAGAGACAUGGCUCACUGUGCCCACCUAAUGCAGACGCCCUCACCAGGUCCUCAUACAACCCCAGCACCUUCUUCUCACACUCCAGUUAUCUGGGCUCCUCUCAUCCAGGCUCCACUCCAAGCUGCGGCAGCCACUACCUCGGUGGCCAUUGCACUUACCCGCCACCCACAUCUGCCACAUACACUUUUCCGGCCUCCGGUACCCAUGUUGGGUUCACUGAAAGAUCCACCAGGACAUUUUAAAAGGUUCCCUUUGGUUUCUGGUGUUACUACAUUGGGUAGCUCAUCCUCUGGAGCAAGUUCUCAGCUUGGCUCUGGAGUGGAGACCCCUAUUUUGGAUUCACUGAGAGCCAAGAGUUCUGCAACAUCUUCCUCACCUCCUUUGCCUUCUGCCUCCAGUUCUUUGCCGUCUUCCACAACAACCACCAUCACCACCAUCACAUCCAGCAUCAGCGAGGCCUCCACAUUCUCCCAGAGACCGCUCAGCACCUGUGGUUCUGGAAUCUCCAGUUUGGCUCAGCUCCAUCCCCAACCUCAGCUUCCACAUGCUUCCUUCUCCAGCAUUACUGCUCCUCUGCCUGGCUUCUUCCAAAAAGGGGCAGUAGGAAGAGACGUGGCUCAAUUUGCCAUUCCCUCUGCCUCUACCAUCACUCCUUUGAUAGCCCAUUCCAUUAGCCCUAUACUGACGCAACUGCAGUCCACUCAGCCCAAUCCUCCUCAAGUUAAGUGCAGUCAGGAGGUGAGCAAACCAGUUAGGACAACCACUCCAUCACCUUCUACUGGAUCCCCACUUUGCUCUGCAAAUCUCUUAGAGCCAACUGUCCCAAAUCCCCAGACUCAGGAUCCUCAGAGUAGUGAUCAUCUUCUCCAGCUCUCCCAUGAACCAUCCGCUCUGGCUUCACUUGCUCAGUAUGGCUCUGGAAAUGCUUCCCCUUGUAGUACCCCACCAGCCUGGAGCCCUACUUUCCAGAGUCCUGUGGUGCAGAGGAAGCGGACACCCAUUAAUAGCAAUCCCUCAAGUACCUCAGGAUCCCAAAGCUCUCUCCUGUCCCCUCAGACCAUUUGUCCUCUGCCUUCCCAGUCACAAGAGAGGGUGGGGUCUCUGGUUGAUCUCCCUUCUCAGGACGUCAGCACUAUUUCCAUAUCGCUUCCUUCCCCACGACCCUUUGAGAGGCCCAAACUAAUAAGACAAGGCCCACAUGUCCCAGAUCAGUCACAUCUGAUAUCAGUGUCUGGGUUCAGCCAUACUUCUUUCCCAACCCCUGUUACCAAACCCUAUAGUUCAAUACCUGGCCAUGUGGCCCUGUCAAGACAGACUUCCAAAGUGUCCCAAGCCCAGACUGGGUCUCCUGGUGGCCCUGGGUCUCGAGACAGUUCCAUUCCAGGGACCCCAAGCUUACACCCCAAACUCCCAUCAAACUUAUGAAAAUGGAUUGUACUCUUGUCUAUUGUACAGAUCAUGUUUUUAUCAGUGAACAAUAUCUAUCAAAGAACAUAACUUUUAUAGCUAAAAAGAUGUGUGUCUACCUGUAUUUAUAACAGUGCAAUGACUACUUCUCAAGUCAUAAUGCCAAAUGAAGGAAUAGGUAUGUGUCUGAUGAUUGAAUGAGAGUGUAUGUAAGUGUAGGUUUGUGACUGGGUGGUGAAUAAGUGUACUAUUUGAAUUUGUCUUCCAAGUUCCUUUAGCAAUUUUGCAAUACUAAUGAUGGUAACAUUAUGUAGGGAUAUGCAACAGAUAGCAGUUUCCAAAAAAAAAAAAAAAAAAAAAAAAAAAUUAAAAAAACAUCAACCAGUAAUAACAGGGUUAUGGGUGAUCCUCGAGAAGUAUGCUGGGAAAGAGAUGCAAAUAUACUUCUUGCUAUAUAUCAUGUCAUUUUGGUAAAAGAGCAGUUACUAAAGUUCUCACUUAUCAGGUUCGGGACACAAAUACAUAUACACAGGCAUACGCAUAGUCAUGUUCAUUAUCAGACAUGCACUGAUCGUUUCACUAGACCUUCCCCCUAUCUAUACUUCCUUGUUAACCAAGGCACACUGCUCAGUAUCUAUGGCCUUUCCUUUUUUAACAGCAUUGCCUUAGAGCCUGAACGACCAGGGAACAAUCCCCUCACUUCCACUGCAAAAGAGAUAAGAUAAAGAAUGUAUUGCAAUCAUUUUAUAUGUGCUUUGUAUGUGUACUUGUGCAGUACUUAAGCAAUAAAACUGUAUGCUUGGUUUUGUACCUGCACAGAGAUUUGUACAUUGCAGCUUUCUUCCUAACAAAGAAAAUAUAUAGGCUCAUAAAGGUGAUUGAUUACAUGUUAAUAUGAUAUUGUGAUAUAAGCCCAUUUAAUGCCAAAGCUUGUGUUUCCAGAACUGCAACUGUAAAUUUGCAUUGUGAUUGUUUUAAUGUACUGGAAAAUACCCCAUAUUCCACACUGUGAUGGACUGGGAGAUUCUGUCCAUGGUGUACUCCCACCUUGCACCCAGUGUUCCCGGGAUAGAAUCCGGAUCCACCGCAACCCUCCAGGAUAAAGCACUGACUAAAGAUGAAUGAAUGAUGAAUGAGCAUAUUUGCAUGGCAUUAUUUCAUUAACAUUAAUAUUUAAUAUCUAUUUGUAAUGAAAAUUCAACUUUGUCCCAACCAGAUAUUUGACAAAAACAUACAGUAAUAAACGCUUCUUUUUUUUUUUUUUUUGUCAUACUCAUAAAAAUUGGCUUAGAACUAUCAAGUGUCCUUCCUCUUGAGCACUGGUUGUUCUGCUUGAUUAUGCAGAAGUGUUGUAACGCUGAAUGUACUGCACAUGAUCUGAAACCUGCAAGACUUGAAAUACUUUUAUCUGGGAACAACAAAAACUCAGUCCAUGACCAUUACUGCCCAGUAGGUUCAAUUUCUGUAUCUUGGAUGAAUUUGUAUCUUGACUUAUCUAUAUCUUGAAUGACACCUAUUUGUUUGUUUGUUUGUUUGUUUGGGAGAAAGAUAAGCAUUAGUGAGAAAUCACAGUUGAAAGCUGGUAUUUAAAGAUCUUUUCUCUUUGCAUUUGUUAAGCAUGUUGUCAUUGUAACAUUCAUACUAUUAUUACCUUUUACACUACCUCAAGUCUCAACAUUUUCAUCUAUAUAUCUACAUGGGAAAAAGAAAUAUAACAGUGACACACAGUCCUAGAUACUUAUCUAACUAUUCUAUCUAUUAUCAUUUAGCCUAUUUAUCAGUACUACGGAGUAAUAUUAAGUACUCAGUAUAGAUUAUUAUGUUAUGUGCUUAAUGGUGUGUGAGAGUCUAUGUAUGUAUGCAUGUGGGAAUAUGCAUUUAUUAUUUUUAUGACAAGUGUAUCAUAGCAUUAAUGAUGUGCUACAUUGUUUGUUUGUUUGUUUGUUUUAUGUUUCACAUAUAUUUAGACAUUUAAGUGUUAUUCUUCUGGAAUGACUAUCAAGAAGGUCAAGUGAAAAAGGUCAUUUGCAUCAAAUUUCGUUUCUAAAUGAUUGUGUCACUUUGACUUUUCCUUGCCAGCAUCAGUUUACAUAUGUAAAUACCUUGAUAAUAAAAAUACCCCAAGGUGGACAUUUUUGUAUUUAACAGUUUAUCAGAAAUACAGAUUAAUUGCUUUAAUAUGAAUGAAUAUAUCACACCAAAAAAAAAAAAAAACAUAAUUUAACCCUAUUCAUAAGGUAAUUAUACUCAUAAUUAAAAACCAAGAAUAAAUUUUUUUGCCAUGACCAUUUAGUUUUCUAUUCUCUCUGUCUGUUUCAGUCAUUCAUGGACGUUCUUCCAUAUGUGACUGAAUAUUUUCAUCUUUUGCAUUAUUGCAUGCAGAGAGCAAGUAUGAAGGCAAUAUCAUUAAGAAGUAGUAUUCUCUUUUAGAUAUUGGUGCCUUAUUGAGGCUUUUGGGUCUGUUCUAGAGCAUGAGACUUCUAACAUUGCUUCACUAGGGGACAGAGAUAACAAUGUCCACUUCAUAUACACCGCCAACGCAGUGCUGGAUCAAUCUUUAUCUCCCAC